Molecule: messenger RNA, 2052 nt
Organism: Grosmannia clavigera kw1407
Lineage: Eukaryota; Fungi; Ascomycota; Sordariomycetes; Ophiostomatales; Ophiostomataceae
Product: protease s8 tripeptidyl peptidase
Exons: 2
Coding region: 1-2052 (683 amino acids)
Biological process (GO): proteolysis
Molecular function (GO): serine-type endopeptidase activity; tripeptidyl-peptidase activity
Source: RefSeq, a predicted model, not a curated record
AUGCAUUGGUCAUCCCUGCUCGAAGCGCUCGUCGUGCUGGUGGGCGUGGCUGAUGUGUCGGCCCGGCCGCAGUCAGUGCCGGUCGGCCACCAGGUGCACGAGCGGCGACAGGUACGAAGCCUGGGACAGGGCCGGGGACAGCGGCUGGAAGCGGACACAAUACUGCCGAUGCGGAUUGGUCUGCGGCAGAAUGCAAAGGCAGAAGCGCAAGCCGAGGCCUGGCUGAUGGAUGUAUCGCACCCGGGUUCGGCCAACUACGGCAAGCACUGGACCACGGACGAGGUGAUCAAGGCGUUCCAGCCGACGGAUGUGACGGUCGAUUCGGUGAUGCGCUGGCUGGUCGAGGAGUCGGGCAUCGCCAAGGAGCGGAUCACACACAGCGACAACAAGGCUUGGCUGGCCUUUGAUGCGACGGUGGCUGAGGCCGAACGGCUGCUGCACACCGAGUACGAGCAUGAUGGAAUGGACGAGGACGACGACAGCGAAGUGCUGGUCAGCUGCGAUAAGUACCACCUGCCAGGACACAUCCAGGAGCACGUAGACUACGUGACUCCCGGAGUCAAGGGCACCGUGAUCGACCUGCAGCGUCUGCGGAGGCGAACGCAGCCGGGACAGGAGAGGAAGAGAGUCCGCAGAAGCACGCCGAAGGCGUACAGGACUCUCGACACCUUUCCCGAAGCCGCCGCGAACGUUUCGACAGACGAUCUUACAAUCUGCGACCAGGUCCUCACGCCGGCCUGCGUCCGGGCGCUGUACAACUUUACAGCGCCAGCAGCUGAUGCGACAGUGAGCACCAACAACUCGCUAGGCAUUUUCGAGGAGGACGACUUUUAUGACCAGGCCGACCUGGACGUCUUCUUCAACAAGUAUUCGCCGCAGAUCCCCAACGGGACGCACCCGAUACUAAACUCGAUUGACGGCGGCACGGCUCCGCUUCCAGGCGGCGUGGUGAACGGGCCUGAGAGCAUGCUGGACUUUGUCGUGGCCUAUCCGAUGAUCUACCCGCAGAACAUCACGCUGUACCAGACGGACGACUACUAUUACGCGGCAGGCGGCAACGACACCACUGGCCUCUUCAACACCUUCCUUGACGCCAUUGACGGCUCCUACUGCACGUACUCGGCCUAUGGCGAAACCGGCAACGACCCCGAAAUCGAUCCUGUCUACCCCGACACUGCCGUUACGAAUUACCAGCAGUACAAAGGCCAGCUUAUGUGCGGCGUCUAUAAGCCGGCCAACGUGAUCAGCAUCUCCUACGGCAAGCGCGAGCAUGACCUGCCCGCCGCCUACCAGAAGCGCCAGUGCGACGAGUACUUGAAGCUUGCGCUGCAGGGCGUCACCAUUCUCUUUGCCAGCGGCGAUAGCGGUGUAGGCGGCAGCAGAGGCGGCAACAACGGCGCCGGCAACUUUUAUGGCUGCCUUGGUGACGACGAUGCCAUCUUUAACCCGUCUUCGUCUUGCAGCUGCCCGUGGGUUACGGGCGUUGGCGCGACCGAAGUGCCUGCUAACCGGACCGUGUUUGAUCCGGAAGAGGCUGCUCUUGUGAUGCGAUUGACAAACUUUAGCAGCGGUGGAGGCUUCUCCAACAUCUUUAGCACUCCUUCUUACCAAGCCGAGGCUGUUGCUUCUUAUUUCAAGAACAGCAACACGUCGUAUCCGUACUAUUUUGACGGCAACUGGCAGAAUGCGACCGGCGGUAUCUACAACCGCAACGGCCGCGGCAUGCCCGACGUCUCUGCUAAUGGAUGGCGGUACCCCGUCACGAAGUUUGACUACUUUUACCUCAGUGGUGGCACCUCGCAGUCGGCUCCCUUGUUUGCUGCGCUGCUUAACCGCAUUAUUGACGAGCGCAUCAAGGCCGGAAAGCCUGGCCCUCUUGGAUUUAUUAAUCCAGUGCUCUACUCCCAUCCCGAGGUUCUGAACGACAUCACCAAGGGCACUAACCCGGGCUGCAACACCUGGGGCUUCGAGGCCUCCAAGGGGUGGGAUCCCGUCACCGGUCUUGGCACGCCCAAUUACCCCAAGAUGUUGGAACUGUUCCUUGGGCUGUGA